AUGGGCCGUCUUCACUCCAAGGGAAAGGGUAUCUCCUCCUCCGCGAUCCCCUACUCGCGCAACCCCCCCUCGUGGCUCAAGACCACCCCCGAGCAGGUCGUCGACCAGAUCUGCAAGCUGGCCAAGAAGGGUGCCACCCCCUCCCAGAUCGGUGUCAUUCUCCGUGACUCCCACGGCGUUGCCCAGGUCCGCGUCGUUACCGGUAUGUUUUUGGUUCCCUUCGAAAAGACCGAGGAAACCUUUGCUGACUUUGACAUCUCAGGUAACCGCAUUCUGCGUAUCCUCAAGUCCAACGGCCUUGCCCCCGAUAUCCCUGAGGACCUGUACAUGCUCAUCAAGAAGGCCGUUGCCGUCCGCAAGCACCUCGAGCGCAACCGCAAGGACAAGGACUCCAAGUUCCGCCUGAUUCUCAUCGAGUCCCGUAUCCACCGUCUCGCCCGCUACUACAAGACCGUCGGUGUCCUCCCCCCCACCUGGAGAUACGAGUCCGCCACCGCCUCCACCAUUGUCGCCUAA
Messenger RNA from Colletotrichum gloeosporioides, 516 nucleotides. Its product is annotated as 40S ribosomal protein S13. The transcript is spliced from 3 exons. Bases 1 to 516 code for a protein of 171 amino acids. Gene Ontology annotation, molecular function: small ribosomal subunit rRNA binding; structural constituent of ribosome. Gene Ontology annotation, biological process: translation. Gene Ontology annotation, cellular component: cytosolic small ribosomal subunit; nucleolus; ribosome. The record is from RefSeq and is a predicted model, not a curated record. Lineage: Eukaryota; Fungi; Ascomycota; Sordariomycetes; Glomerellales; Glomerellaceae.